Grus americana (Whooping crane) is the source of this 2296-nucleotide messenger RNA. It is a transcript of the gene SPACA9, whose product is annotated as sperm acrosome associated 9. The record is from RefSeq and is a predicted model, not a curated record. NCBI's taxonomy places the organism in Eukaryota, Metazoa, Chordata, Aves, Gruiformes, Gruidae. Gene Ontology annotation, cellular component: acrosomal vesicle; sperm flagellum; ciliary base. The coding region runs from base 106 to 744 and encodes 212 amino acids. The transcript is spliced from 5 exons.
UGCGGCCACUGCCGGAGCCUUUGAGCCCCUCGGGCGACAGCGUCACCCCGGGCGACAGACGCCAUCCCCCCCCCCCUCCCCGGGCCUUGCGCGGCGCCGCGGCUGAUGCAUCGCCACGUCGUGCCCGGGCCAGCCCCGCCGGGCUCAGCGGCGCCUGCUCGUCAGCAGCACGAUCGCGGCCUGGCUGAGUUCCUGCCUGGGCCCCUGGGGCUGCAGCGCUUCGGCACGGAGGGGGAAGACAUGAAUGAGGUAAAAGAGGCUCUAAGAAACACAGAGCAGAACUACAAGCUCUUCCUGCAGCAGCAGUUUACAUUUAUCGGAGCACUGCAACGCACCCGAGAGAAUGCCCAUGACACGACCAGACCUGUGGCAAGCAUCAGCCAGGUACAGUCCUACAUGGACCAUCACUGUAACAAUUCCACGGACAGGCGUAUCCUCAACAUGUUCCUAAGCAUCUGCAAUGAUCUAAGCAAGCUCUGCCACAAGCUGGAAACCGUGCACUCUGGUAACAACAUCACCAGUGGCAUUUUGGAGAGAUGCAAGCUGCUCCUCAGCCACAGCAACGAUCUGAGCGCCAUCCGAGCUAGAUACCCCCAUGACGUUGUGAAUCACCUGAGCUGUGAUGAAGCAAAGAAUCAUUACGGAGGAGUGGUGAGCCUCAUCCCCAUCGUUCUAGACUGCGUGAAGGAGUGGGUAACCCACACUGAGAAGCUACCAUGGCACACGCUGCAUAACGCAAAUUAGCUCCUGUUCUUUGCUUCCUGCUGGAAGACACUCCUGAAUAAACAAUUUCCCCUUGCAUACCUGGCUCAGCUUGCUAAAAUUGUGAGAAAGCUUUUGCCUUAAGAUGAGCAGAUUUUGGCAACAAACAGCCAAAAAAGAAGGGAGAAUUAAUACAGAGGAGGGAGGAUAGCUCAGAUGAAAUGGGAAGUAAUUGCAGGAGCAUUUGUAUUCCUCACAUAACCCCACCUUCUUUUGCACUUUUUCCCUUCCCCUAUGCACAUGUGUUGCUAUAUAAUACAUCUAUCCGCUCUGGAGUGGAAGCCUAUUUUUAGGAGACAACGCGAUCCAACUGAAUUGAACCUUGGUGAACUCAAAAUGGUAACGAAGCUUGCUGAGGUCACACGGAGACUCCUGGGCACCACUGAGGCCACGGCCAGCAAAGUGUGACCGUCGCCCUCUCAGGCUUUGAGAGCCUUGUUGCAGAGGCAGCUUCAGGCAGAAAAAUCAAAGUUGCUCACAGCUGCCCUAUUGUGUUUCAUGUUGCAAAGACAAGGGUCCGAUGACAGUUGCUGUCCUGGAAAGUUUUUCAGAAUGAGUACACGCUACGUAGAUUAAAAGAUGACGAGUGUUGGGGACACAAGAGAUGCUAUUCCCAGAUCUUGUUUCCAACCUUCCUCACCCUGUCAUAUAGUUUAAAUUUGAACACACAGGCUCUGAUGAGACCAAACUUAUCCUCCAGUUUGUAGUUCGCUUUCAGCUCUCACAGUACAGCACAGCACAAAUUGCUUGUCAGAACAGUCCCAUCGAAUGUGACAAAGGUUGCAAUACAUGCAAGAAACACAGUUCCCGAAGCUUGAUAAUAAUUUCUAACCUAGUCUGGUCCUUUCAAUCAGUCUUAUGCAGCCAAGAUUUUAAGACACAAGCAGAAAAACGAAUGCAUAAAAGUUGCAGGCUGAGAUUUGGUAAUGACAUGACCAGAAUCUCUUGGAAGACUGCAAAGUCUCACAAAAACACCUAGACAAAUUACUUAAUUUCCAUACAAGUUCUCCUCUUCCGGAGUGGAUGGACACUUCAAAAGACAAAAAGAUACAGCAAGAAUUGUUUUUCUCUACUACAAAUCAAGCCGUUUGAAGAAUUUACAUAAACAGGAUGUAAAUGCCAAGCACAGAAGUGCAAUAAAGUUUUACUUUAGCCUCUGCGAGCAUAAAAUUCCAAGAUGCACACUGAGAAACCAGGCAGGGCACCGAACCGCCUUACCCAGAGAUCUGUCAGCGAGUCCAGGAAAUAAAUGCUGCUUUUUUGUUCGAAGACUUAAACGGAGAUACAGGCUGGUAGUAAAUGAUCUCACCAGAAUCCUGGCAUCUGUAGGCUAUAAAUUACUUCUCUGCUCCUCUUGAUUCAGCUCAGGGUCAAACCGGGCUUUUGCCAGCCCGUAACCAGGCCAAGGUGUUCUGUACGUUAAAUACCUGGUUCCAGCCGAGCGGACGGGGCGUAGCUCAGAGCCCACGAAGUUACGGACGAGUGCCAGGGAUGGCGGUGGGCUCUAAGGGGACGAGAGAGGGGGCGAUUCAGG